AUGAUUGUGCUACCCAACCAGCCUCUCCCUCCUCCCGGCAAAGUGGAUAUCUCACUUCUCCUCAAACCCCAGGAUGAGGAAGAAGCCACCCGCGCACCUAUCACCACUGCCGCCUACUACAAACCACCACCGCUGACAGCACAACUGCCGCUUCCUGCGGCUGCGGGGCCCUCGCUUGCAGCGGCGGCCCCGGUAGCUGGACUACCAGCAGGGCCGCCGGUAGUCACUGCGGGUCCGAGUCUCUCGGUCAAGGCUGGCACAAAACGACUGCAGCCCGCUCAUACGGCCGAGUCGCCCGCAAAGAAACAGUCAAAGUGGUCUCCGGAAGAAGAUGCGUUGAUCAUCGAGCUGCGGGGCAGCGGAAUGAAGUGGGAGGACAUCAGCAAGCGGUUGCCCGGUCGAAGUGCCAUCAGCUGUCGCCUGCACUAUCAAAACUAUCUGGAGCGUCGAAGUGAGUGGGACGAAGACAAGAAAAACAAGCUCGCACGGUUGUACGAAAGAUUCAAGGCGGAAAUGUGGUCGAAGGUGGCCGAGGAAAUGGCCAUUCCAUGGCGGGCAGCAGAGGCCAUGCACUGGCAGCUCGGAGAACAGGAGAUGGCCCGUCGAGCGGGCGUGGUACCUUUUUCUUUAUCCAGUGCGGCGAUCGAUCCCCCGGCAACCCGCACACGCAGAACGUCUUUGUCACGGCCCCGAAAAGAUUCAGCAUCGCGGCAUCUUCCAUCCCAGCUGCCCUCAGUGGAGGAGCUCACAGCUGGGGUACCAGCAUAUGCUCCAGCUCCGCCACCCAGAGAGCCCUAUCAAAUUGGGCGGCCGCCGCCGCUUAUAAAUGGGCCUCCGCCGGGGAGUUUCGGCCCUGUAAUGUGCUUCCCACCUCCGCCACCGCCGCCACGAACUCUUCCCUGA
Messenger RNA from Penicilliopsis zonata CBS 506.65, 903 nucleotides. RefSeq lists its product as hypothetical. Gene Ontology annotation, cellular component: nucleus. Bases 1 to 903 code for a protein of 300 amino acids. The transcript is spliced from 2 exons. Gene Ontology annotation, biological process: regulation of DNA-templated transcription. Gene Ontology annotation, molecular function: DNA-binding transcription factor activity, RNA polymerase II-specific; RNA polymerase II cis-regulatory region sequence-specific DNA binding. NCBI's taxonomy places the organism in Eukaryota, Fungi, Ascomycota, Eurotiomycetes, Eurotiales, Aspergillaceae. The record is from RefSeq and is a predicted model, not a curated record.